AUGCGUCACUUCGCCUUGAUCUGUAUCCUGGCAGCCUGGCUGGCCAGCCCAGCCCGAGCAAUCACCUGCCUUCAUCAAAGUAUCGAUUUGACAGAAGAGUUAGCCCCUCCUUGUCGAACGGUUUUCCUCUGUGCAUGCGGCAAAUUUGUGAGGUGCAUGCGUCAGCGAAUUGUUGCCAUUGUACGCUGUGAAGAUUGUGGCGAAGAUCAGGGGGCGGCUUUUGCUGACGAGCCGUGCGCACAUCACUUAAGUGUGUGUCCUGGCCACAACUGA
Molecule: messenger RNA, 273 nt
Organism: Puccinia graminis f. sp. tritici CRL 75-36-700-3
Lineage: Eukaryota; Fungi; Basidiomycota; Pucciniomycetes; Pucciniales; Pucciniaceae
Exons: 1
Coding region: 1-273 (90 amino acids)
Source: RefSeq, a predicted model, not a curated record